UCUGAAUAUACGGAUGAAACGAUAACGCUACUUAUCAGUAUCAAAUGAACAGAACAAUCGAAAAUGUUGGAUUUGCAUAACCUAACGCGAAAAUAUGAAGUGCGAUGACGACAUCAUCAAGUGUGUGGUGUUUUGGACCAAUUUAUGUCUUGCCUUAGUUGGCAUUUCCUUACUCUCCAUCGGAAUAAUCUACAAAAUUACCCUGGAAGAACUCAGUAUAGCUAUACCGAUCGAAUACCAAGGCAUUGUGUUCAUACCAGUACCAACUUUACCUCUCGGUACUGUCCUCAUCGUGAUUGCUGUUCUUGGCUGUUACGGCUGCCUUACCGAGAAAAUCAACUUCAUAGCACUGUAUACAGUCGUGCUUUUUGUGAUAUUCGUUCUGUUACUAACAGCUGGAAUUCGUUCAUUUUUUCAACUGAAAGAUGAGAAAAUAUUCCAGGAAAAACUGAAUCUCACUCUGAACUCACUGUUCAGAAACUAUCAUAUCAGCUAUGAUAACAAGGAGGUAGUAGAUCUUAUACAACACAGGUUGAAAUGCUGUGGAUUUAAUGGCAUAACUGAUUGGAAUUUUGUGCCUAAAAGUUGUUUCGUAACUGAUUCCACAGAGGUUUUCAAGAAUCCAUGCCCUCACCAAGUUUUUUAUUACCUCAAAGAUUGCAUGUUUGUGAUUGGUACUUCUGUGAUAGCAUUGUCAGUGACACUAGUAGCUGGAUUCGUUAUUUCUUUUUUCUUCUUUCAUUACUUGAUGAGGAAGAUUAGAAUUCGUUCUAUGGAGUUCGUGUGUACCAAUAAGGAUCACCAAUUUGAUCAUGAGAAUGAGUUGUGACACGAAAGCACGUUUUAUUUAAAUAAAAUUUCGAAAAAGAA
Phaedon cochleariae (mustard beetle) is the source of this 870-nucleotide messenger RNA. The record is from the annotation of a GenBank genome assembly. Lineage: Eukaryota; Metazoa; Arthropoda; Insecta; Coleoptera; Chrysomelidae.